Messenger RNA from Engraulis encrasicolus (European anchovy), 1788 nucleotides. RefSeq names its product calcium channel, voltage-dependent, beta 3a (gene cacnb3a). Gene Ontology annotation, biological process: calcium ion transmembrane transport. Gene Ontology annotation, molecular function: voltage-gated calcium channel activity; protein binding. Gene Ontology annotation, cellular component: voltage-gated calcium channel complex. NCBI's taxonomy places the organism in Eukaryota, Metazoa, Chordata, Actinopteri, Clupeiformes, Engraulidae. Bases 1 to 1788 code for a protein of 595 amino acids. The transcript has 14 exons. The record is from RefSeq and is a predicted model, not a curated record.
AUGGUGCAAGUAAAAAUGUCCAAAUCUUCCGCAGACCCUCUGUCUGGUGUAGAGACGGGCUCCCAGUCAAAUUAUUUCCAGUUGCCCAGGAAGUUUCCAAAGCGCAAGAGCCGCUUCAAACGUUCGGAUGGCAGCACGUCUUCCGAAACUACGUCUAGUUUCAUCAAACGGCAGGGUUCAGCCGAUUCGUACACGAGCAGACCUUCGGAUUCCGACCUGUCAGCGGAGGAGGAUCGCGAGGCGUAUCGGCGUGAAGCCGAGCGCCAGGCCCAGCUGCAGCUCGAGAGGGCAAAGACUAAACCUGUAGCGUUUGCGGUAAAAACCAAUGUGAGCUACUGCGGGGCUCUGGAUGAAGACUGUCCUGUUCAGGGUGCCGCAGUCAACUUUGAAGCCAAAGACUUCCUUCACAUAAAGGAGAAGUACAAUAAUGACUGGUGGAUCGGGCGUCUGGUGAAGGAGGGGGCGGACAUCAGCUUCAUCCCCAGCCCCCUCCGCCUCGAAGCCAUGAGGCUCAAACAGGAGCAGAAACAGCAAAGGAAAGGUGGCAACUCCUCCAGUCUGGGAGACAUGGUGACCGGCGGCUGGAGGUCCACGCCGCCCUCCGCAGCCAAACAGAAGCAAAAGCAAGAGCACAUUCCUCCAUAUGAUGUUGUUCCCUCCAUGAGGCCUGUGGUCCUGGUUGGGCCCUCGCUAAAGGGCUAUGAGGUCACAGACAUGAUGCAGAAAGCUCUGUUUGACUUCCUGAAACACCGCUUUGAUGGAAGAAUCUCCAUCACGCGAGUCACAGCGGAUCUGUCCUUGGCCAAGAGAUCGGUGCUCAACAAGCGGCCCAUCAUGGAACGCUCAAACACGCGCACCAGUCUGGCUGAAGUACAGAGCGAGAUUGAGCGGAUAUUUGAGCUGGCCAAAACUCUCCAGCUGGUCGUUCUGGACGCGGACACCAUCAACCAUCCGGCCCAACUGGCCAAAACCUCCCUGGCGCCAAUCAUUGUGUAUGUCAAGGUCUCCUCUCCAAAGGUUCUUCAGAGGCUGGUAAAAUCCCGGGGGAAGUCUCAGAGCAAACACCUGAAUGUCCAGAUGAUGGCUGGGGAUAAGCUGGCGCAGUGUCCUCCUGAGAUGUUUGACGUCAUCCUGGAUGAGAACCAGCUGGAGGACGCGUGUGAACACCUGGCCGAGUACCUGGAGGUGUACUGGCGCGCCACUCACCUGCCGGGCACCGCCUCCCUCAACCCGCUAUUGGACCAGAACCUCAUGACCCCGCCCUCGGCCAUCUCCAGUCUUCAGACCCAGACCCAGCAGCUGCUGCCGGCGGGGGGUGUCGGGGGGGCGGAGGAGGAGGACCAGGGGGAGCAGGACAGCCUGAUGCCCUCCGACGAGGCCAGCGACUCCACGUCCCGCCGAGGCCGGAGGAGAGGAGGAGGAGGAGACGCAGGAGGAGGAGGAGGAGGAGAGCGAGGAGAGCACAGGGGCUCCCGCUGCCUGCGCCCCCAGGACCGCCAGGAGGAGUUGGACGAGGAGGAGGAGGAGGAGGAGCUGGAAGAGGAGGAAUUGGAGGAGGAGGAAGAGGAGGAAGAGGAGGAGGAGGAGUAUGAGCCCCCCCGGCACUCCCACCACCACACGUACCGGGACAUGUACCCGCCGCACCGCGCCCACCCCAGGGGCGUGCACAACGCCAACGGCCACGAGUCGUCGCAGGACCGGCUGCUGCAGCGAGGGGACAGCCAGGACGGCCACCACCAGCGCCACGGCCGCCAGCGGGCACGGCCCUGGCCCAGGGACAACUACUGA